Messenger RNA from Macadamia integrifolia, 4450 nucleotides. RefSeq names its product arogenate dehydrogenase 2, chloroplastic-like. The record is from RefSeq and is a predicted model, not a curated record. Lineage: Eukaryota; Viridiplantae; Streptophyta; Magnoliopsida; Proteales; Proteaceae. The transcript has 3 exons. The coding region runs from base 321 to 1406 and encodes 361 amino acids. Gene Ontology annotation, biological process: L-tyrosine biosynthetic process. Gene Ontology annotation, molecular function: NAD+ binding; arogenate dehydrogenase (NADP+) activity; prephenate dehydrogenase (NAD+) activity.
CGGUGGUGCACGGGGGGAUCGGUAGGGUUUUUAUCUCUGGCAAAAUAUACAGAAAGGCCAUCUCCAUCUCCAACGUAUAUAUAUAUACGAAUUAUAUAACGGGCAUCUAAGCACAAAUCUCAAGCUUCCUGCCCGCCGCUUCGCCAUCUCAACGCUGACUCAUCACGGAAGGAGGAGCAAGGAGUUCGCUGUUGCGCAAAACCCUCUGCGACCAAUUCUUCUUUGCUCCAACGGGUGGAUUUCAUCUCCACCAUUGGUAUUUGUCCUUGGAUUCGAUCGAGUUUGGACGUCUGGAAGAACGACUCGUUGUGAGCAGAACAAUGCUCACAUUGUCUGGCCUGCAACCCUUGAAAACCAGAGCAGCUAUACCUCAUGAGCUUCAUCCAAUUUCUCACUGCUUCCGUCGACCUUCGCUUUCGUUUUCAACUGUCAGUCCGAGGAAUCGAUCUAAUGGGCAUCGGAGCCUAUGCGUCAGAGCUCUAGAUGCUGCUCAACCUUAUGAUUAUGAGUCACAGAUAAAUGAACGCUUUGAGCGUAGCGUCAAACUCAGGAUUGCCAUUGUCGGGUUCGGCAAUUUUGGCCAGUUCCUGGCCAAAACUCUAGUUCGGCAAGGCCACACUGUCUUGGCCCACUCCCGAUCCAACUACUCUGAUAUCGCCACCGAGAUAGGGGUCUCCUACUACUCUGACCCCCACGACCUCUGUGAAGAGCACCCUGAAGUCAUUCUCCUCUGCACUUCCAUAAUCUCUACGGAAUCUGUGCUCAAGUCAUUGCCGUUGCAGAGGUUGAAACGAAGUACCCUCUUUGUCGAUGUGCUUUCUGUGAAAGAGAUGCCUAGGAAAUUGUUCCUCCAGAACUUACCGCCUGAAUUUGAUAUACUUUGUACCCAUCCAAUGUUUGGGCCUGAAAGUGGUAAAAAUGGCUGGGCAGGCCUACCUUUUGUUUAUGACAAAGUGCGGAUUGGGAGUGAGGAAUCAAGGGUCAAUCGAUGCAAUCAUUUCCUCGACGUUUUUGCACAAGAGGGCUGUCGCCUGGUGGAGAUGUCAUGUGCAGAGCAUGAUAGACAUGCGGCGGGUACCCAGUUCAUCACCCACUUUAUAGGAAGGACUUUGGGGAAGAUCGACUUGGAUUUGACACCCAUUAACACAAAAGGUUAUGAGACACUCUUGAAUUUAAGGGACAAUACUAGUGGGGAUAGCUUUGAGCUUUUCUAUGGCUUGUUUAUAUACAACAAGAAUGCUCUAGAGCAGCUGGAGAGGUUGGACAUGGCUUUUGAAUCAGUAAAGAAGCAGCUUUUCGGCCGUUUGCAUGAUAUACUUAGGAUGCAGUUGUUUGAGAAUGCUGAAGACUUGGAAGCACCACAAAGUAGUAAUGGUGCCGUAGAAGAAUCACCAAAGAGACAAUGAGGAAUGCUGGAUUCAAGGCUUUCUACUGGUCUGAUUCCUCCCAACUAAAUUGGGUCAGCUGCAUGGAUCUGUGCAAGGGUAAAGAAAGGAACACAACACCACCUCAGUAAAAUCCCACCUAAACAGGGUCGGUUACAUGGGUCCUUACCCUCCAAACAACUCUAUUUGAGGUCAUACUUCAGUUAAGACCUAAACUAUGUAUGUCCUUCUUCAUUACUUCUCGUAUGGUCAUUUUGGCAAUGCCCUUAGCUCUUUUAGAUCCUUCAAUCUGAAUCUGAUCAUUCCUCCUUACUGGUGCAUCCCAAGGCCUCUGUUGAACAUGGCCAUCAUGCCUUCAAACGACUUUCUUGGAGCUUGUCAUGAAUCGGGGCAACUCCUAAAUCAGUUCUAAUAUUAUCAUUCCUUACUUUAUCUUUCCUAGUUUUGUUGCACAUCCAUGGUCAAUAUGUUAAACAUUAUUCUAAUAUCAAGUUCUGAAUCUGCUGCAUGAAUAGAGUCCUACUCCAAGUGGGACUCAAUAUUUUACUAUCUAUUUGGAGGCCAUUCAAUAACUGAGGUUUAUUUGAUAUGUUUAAUUUAUACUCAAUAACAUAGAUCAAGUGCUGUUGGGUAUUAAAUCUGAAUCCGUUCAUUCAUACGACUUCUUGUUUGGUUGAUUUGAACUUUCCUAGUUCUGCUAGGAGUUCUCCAUAAUUUCAGAUCUUCCAAUUGGAUCUGGAUGAUAUUUUUAUCAAAUGUUCUAGGCAUCUAAAGGGGCACUCGACCAGGUUAAUAUGGUAAUCUGAUUAGUUGAUUGAAUUUUAAGUGAUUUCUCUCAAAUCUUGACUUUAUUUCUCUGAAUCGAUCCAGUUAUUGAUACUGGUUUUACAGCUAUAUCAGAACUACAUGAAGUGGUAUCUAUGAAGAAGUGUUAGGAGGGUGUUAUUGUUGUCAUUUGGUCUUGGUAGAUGAUGGAUGCAAUGUUUGUAUAAAAAAGAGAGAAUGCAUUGCUUGGAAACUUGAAUUGCACGUUGCAAUGCAUGUCAGGGAUGUUAAGUUGUUCUUCUUAUAUCCUUCUCAUCUGCCCGUUGGAUCUAAGAGUGAUAAACAUGAGGUUUAAAGGAAACCCGGGUGGCUUUCGGUUGGAAUUUGAAUCAGGUUGAUCUGAUAUCUGGAUUUGGAGUUAUGGCUCGAACAACAGACUGAUUUUCAGGACUCUGUUUUUGCACUCACAGUGGGUUCAAGGCUAAUUUAUGCUCUUUUACUCUAAUUCUGGGUUGAAACUCACAACAUAAACUUUGAAGGCCUCUGUUUCAACUUUCAUUUGGCUCAAGAAUCGGGCCAGUCUAAGUUCAGGAGACUAAUAUAUGACCAUUUUUGUGGGAACCAUUUCUGUAGUUUUUCUGCACUCUGGAGUUAUCUUAUCAAGUAGCUCUUGAUUGUGGGUUCUACACUGCAGGUCCCACAUCCAGCAGAUGGCUGCACUUGAUGUUGCCUUUGCAUUUUGGAGAGCCUUUUUAUCAAGGCACAGAUCUCUCGAUACAAAAAGGAGGAGUUAGAAGUGUAGUUGUCACGGCGUCUAGGUGACCCAAGGCAUUAGAGGGGGCUGGAUGUAAGGUGACACCAGCAAGGAAACCAGGGCAAGGUGACCGAAAUGCCGGGAUGCCUAGGCAUGGAAAAAAAAGAAAGGAAGUUUGAAGAGAAAAAAAAAAAGUGGAGAUGAAAAUAGAAAAGGAGAUAGCUGUGCAAAGGAGAACAGCUGAGAAGAAAGUAAUGGCUUCAUGCUUUUCUUAAAAAAGAAAAAGAGAAGCAAUUACAGAGUGAGUUGAAGAUAUGUCAUGCUACUGAAAUGAAAGAUAGGGUAUGCUGAAUGUUACUGAGUGCUUGAAGUGUGUAAGUUUUUUUUUUUUGAUAGGUAGGGAGGGAAGUAGGUAACAGCCAAGAGACUCAAAUUCAAGACCUCCUAGUGAGCAUGGGAUUUUUGCACACCACAGCUCACCAAUUGCACUGGACAGUUGUUGAAGUGUGUAAGUUGAUAGUUGGUAUCUGGAUAAAGGUAAGCUGCUCGAAAGAAUUAGUCAAUUGAUCUGUGUGGCUGAAGGUUAAUUGAUUGAUAAAAUACCAGUCAAUGUUCUGUAUUCAGUGGAGACAUUUAUAUUUGUCAUUUUAUUUUCAAUCUUGUGAACUCCAAGCGGAUGCUUGGUAGAAGGGUUGGUACUCUUGUAAACUCUAAGUGGGGAGUUGGUGCUUCUAUCUAUUAGUGUAGAUAAAUUAGGGACUGUUGUUCCCUGCAAUGGAUGCUGCAAAACUUGAAAGUGCAAUUCAUUUGGGCUAAAUUUGGAUGGUAUUCCAGGCAGUCUAGUUUCACUUCAAUCUUCUUCUAUGACUCCUUUUUUCCUCAUAUAUUCAUCUUUCUUGCACUUGAUUUCUUUUAUACCUGGUUAGCAAUUUGAUUUCUAGUUUAGAGUUUUGAUUCACCUUAAUGUAGCAGAGCAAAAUUAGGAUGUUUCAGCUGAAAACAUGUAUUCAGUUUUAUUAAAUGUAACAUAUGAUUCAAACUUUUUGAUGAAAUAAAAUAUGAUUCAAUUUUUGGUAUGUUUCAUCUCAAGUUAUGUUUUAAAUUUGCUUCUGUAAAUUUAGGACUUUUGAAACAUUUUUUAUAACUAGACUACAAACAUUUUAACCUUAACAACCCCUCCCUCCUAUAGUAUAUAAUGUAUACUAAUUUCAUUGGUUGUCUAAUUGCUUGAUCUUGACUAUCUGAUAGUAGAAAAUCUAUGAUAGGUGUUGGUGAUAUGACUAACUCUUUACACACUUCACAAGCUCUGUUUGAGUGUAUGUAGUUAUUUGUAGCAUUUAUUCAGACCCCUCUUAUUACACAAUGCAUGGAGAGCAAACAACCGGGAGUUCUCGCAGUGUGGUUUGCACAAGAAUAUAUGUUUGUACAUGUUAAUGGUGGAAUUUCUUGCCUAACAUUUUGCUAGUCACUUACAUUAAUGUCAUAUUGACUAUGAUGAAUGGAUAUCCUAUACCUCUGAUGAAUACUAAUUGUCAGGUCUCUGUAA